AUGGCAGAAGCUAUAGCAUCAACUUCCUCUUCAGGCUCUUCUCUUAAAGACUUUACUUGCCCGGUUUGUAAGGAUGUCCUGCAAACACCUGUGCGGACGCAGGGCUGUGAGCAUAUCUUUUGCAGGAAAUGCUUAGUGACAGCCACAAGAACAAGGGGUGCAAUUUGUCCCCUAUGCCGUGGAGCAGUAAGUGAAAGGGACAGAUUUGCACCAACAAGAGCUUCUGAUGUUGAAAUAGAAAUGAAAAGGCUAUCCGAGGAAUGCAUGUUCUGUGCCAAACGGGUCAAGCUGAACUACAUGAGGCUGCAUUACAAAACAUGUAAGAAAUACCAGGAAGAAUUUGGAAUUCUUCCGAAGGAUCCAGUGCUACAGAUCAAGGCAAACCCCUCUAAACCGAUGGAGCCAACAUACAAGUGUCCGAUGUGUGAAAACCGAAAUCUAAGUAGAAGAGGCUUGCUGGACCACUGUAACAAUGUGCAUUCUCAUCAGAUCAUGGAAGCGGUCUGUCCAAUUUGUGUAUCUUUGCCAUUGGGGGAUCAUUAUCAAAGAAGUGGGAACAUAGUUGGACAUCUAAAUGCAAGACAUCGGUUUAAUUAUGAAGAAUAUAUGAAUGUCCACAUGGAUGAAGAGGCACAGUACCAGGCUGCCAUUGAGAAAUCAACUCAAACUGCACACAUGGUGUAAAUUUAGCAAAGGUUGUUUUGUGUGGUAUGUUUAAAUAUUU
Spea bombifrons (plains spadefoot toad) is the source of this 724-nucleotide messenger RNA. It is a transcript of the gene RNF138, whose product is annotated as ring finger protein 138. The record is from RefSeq and is a predicted model, not a curated record. Lineage: Eukaryota; Metazoa; Chordata; Amphibia; Anura; Pelobatidae. The transcript has 6 exons. The coding region runs from base 1 to 684 and encodes 227 amino acids.